AUGUAUGUGAUGUUUGACAACACCGCCUAGUUACGCCAGCCAAUACGCCUUCGAUUAUGUUGAUUAAUCAGUCGAAUAAGAUCAUAUAACAUAUUGAGUUGAUGAGCAAGAAGGCCUUCUGCUUAUCACGGCGGCCUUGGUAUUUCCUGGAUAAUGCCGUUAAUUGUCGGCUUAUAUUCGAGAUUCACAUUGCUCAAGUUGUGUGGUUCUGUCACAGAGGUAUUGCAAUACAGUCCAAGGCUUAUAAUUAGACAGACACCAAUCGAGGCGCUCCAAUAGAUUUUAUGAUCUUCUCACAAUAGCUGGUGCAGCAUGUUUACUGGCGAACCACUUAAUCUUGUGAGCAAUGUUAUCAACAAACCGCAGCUCGGCCGGGAGUAUGAGUAGUCUUGACACAGAGGGGCGAUUCCAGUUCAUCACGGUUCACGCUCCGAGCGGUCCCAGAAGUCCUGCUACGCGACGUUUGGCACGGUCACAUGCUGUGAAACGAGCGCUUGAAAAGAAACGAAAGAUUGAACGAGAGUCGAAGAAAAAUUUUCGCAUAAUAACGAUAAGAGAUGAGAUAGAGAGAACGCACGAGGAUGUUGUAGCCAUGUCGCCCUUCUCUCUGUCGGCUGGUACACUGGAUCCAUUUAGGACCCUUGCAGUAGAUUCAUCUAGACUGCAAGCACUUCUGAGUGAUUAUAAAGCAAGACAGUCUCUUGAACCUGUAUUCAAUAUUGUCACACUUGAGAGCUUUCGGUCUAUUUUCCGUACCGGAUUAGUUGACCCUGCUCUCCUGACUGCUGUUAUGCACACUUUAGCUUUCGCGGAAGCUGGAGACGGCACAGACCGUGAGUGGCGAUGGUAUCAGGGCCAGGCCUUCAGCUAUGUUCGUGAGAGAAUAGGUACCCCUGACACGGCUACUUCAGAGCCGACGAUUGGUGCCAUAUUGCUAUUAGCUGGCGUGGAAGCUCGCCUUGGAAUGACAUCCCAGGUUCAGCUGCAUAUGGACGCGGUGCGUCGACUGCUCAGCAUCUGUAAAGCCAGGGGAAUUACUCUCACUGAUGGAAUCAAACGGGCUAUAUUCUGGCAAGACCUGAAUGCGUCGAUUUUAGCAGGAUCUCGCCGCAUAGUUGAUCACGCGACCUUCUCGGAGCUUCGAUGGACGCGAAACUCGUGUCCUCCGAGCUUCUUCCGGCUGCCACCUGGAUUCCAGAUGCAUCCAGAUUUGUUCACAAAGGAUUUCAUUGAAGUGCUUGAAGAUCUGCAUGCCUUGCAAUGCCUUCGAAAUACUAUAUCUCCUCUUAAGUCCCAAGUCUCGAAGAUGGAAUAUAUCAAUAAUCAUACAGCAUACAUUCAAUCAAGGAUCAUGAACUUACCGAAACCUCAUCCAGCUGUUUUCUGCUGUUAUCUUGCUGCGUGUCUAUGUUCAGUCAUGAUGUGCUGCAGAGUUUGGUGUGCUCCGGUCAUUCCUUCGCAUUUCUCAACGCAGUUACUCCGUGAGCUGCAGCAGGCGAAUGAUGACCCUUUAUGGGAUUCCCGCCCUGACCUGCUUCUCUGGCUCCUAUACAGUGGCGGCGCGUUCGCUCCAACAGCGACUACGCGUUCUGAUUACAUCGCACUGCUACGCUCGAAUAACGGAUCCAGGUUUAAAGACCUCUACAAGUCAUGGUCAGAACUGCAUGUAGUCAUGAAACAAUUCAUUUGGUCGGAUAGGGCAUUUAAGUCUCCGGUGAAGAAGUUAUGGGAAGAGACACUUGCUCAAACUAGCUCAAUGCGUCAUAUCAAUGAUAGAUCAACUACCUAGGUAAUGUAGGAAAUACCCCCUUUUCAUUGGAAGUUGAGAUUAUACCGCUUCCGCCACAAUGAGUAGAACAUUCCAAACCUCAAAGAACAAGCCCUUCAAACUGAGUUCCUCGAAAGACUUAUCACUGGCACCCAGCACAGGCUCAAGGCAAUGACGAGAUGCGGGUGGUGAAGCGGAAGCGGGGUAAUUAUCCGCGGAGAAUGCCGAAUCGUACGCGCCCAAAGAUAUUAUUGGACUUUCUAGAUUAAACUAUGAACAACUAAUAGAAACUCAAUCGAAGUCGAAUAUUGAAGUUAGAGAGUGCGAUUGUUAUACACAGCCUGAGCCCGUUAGAUAUAUGGUGGCUAGGCUAAUCUUGAUGCAAGCCAUACAUCCAUUCAUAUUAGCUAAUAGUGAGAGCAUUGUCUGCUGAAUCAGUGCAUCUAGGACAGCUUAUCUGAGCGUAGCUGAGCUGUUGGAAGCUUGUUAGAUGUGUAAUAGCGUCACAUAUAUCUACAUGUAUAUGCUAGGGAGAAAAGCGC
Molecule: messenger RNA, 2310 nt
Organism: Xylaria bambusicola
Lineage: Eukaryota; Fungi; Ascomycota; Sordariomycetes; Xylariales; Xylariaceae
Exons: 7
Coding region: 347-1789 (480 amino acids)
Source: RefSeq, a predicted model, not a curated record